Molecule: messenger RNA, 564 nt
Organism: Symbiodinium sp. CCMP2592
Lineage: Eukaryota; Dinophyceae; Suessiales; Symbiodiniaceae
Source: the annotation of a GenBank genome assembly
AUGGCUUUGACAGUGAAGAUGCAGCGGGUCAUUUCAGAUGGCAAGCAAGAUCUUGUGCUUCCUCAAAAAGAGGUGUCGGGCUUGGAGUUCGUUUGCUUGGAGAAGUGGAACCGGCAGCUCGUUAAAAUGCUGACAGGAAAGGCCCUGGACCUUAGGCCGGGGAAGGCUGCAGCAUCCGGCAGUCUCAGCUCGAAGGUUUGGGGGGAGAUCGUGGAGCAGCGACAGAAUGUCGCCAACCAAAAGCUCCAGGAAGCCCUCGAGGUUGAGGUCAAAGAUAAUACUGCCAAUGGUGCCCGAAAAAAGCCUAAGGCAGUGAGGGCAAACAGCAAGCACAUGAUUAUGCUGCCAGAAGUGCUCGACAUCGAAUGUCGCGAACGUGGCCUCAAAGUCUUGAUUGAGGGGAUCAACACCCAGACCAUUUGGAUGCACUUCACAGAUGCAGAGGAAGCGAAGCCUCGGGUGACACGACGAUCCGGCAGCAAGAAGCGAGCCCGGGGUCACAGCAGCGACGAGGAGGCCGAGGACGGCGAGGUUGAUGGGGAACAGAAGGACGAAGACUAUUGA